Messenger RNA from Pseudogymnoascus verrucosus, 2572 nucleotides. RefSeq names its product putative methionine--tRNA ligase, cytoplasmic (gene RAR1). Gene Ontology annotation, cellular component: cytosol; aminoacyl-tRNA synthetase multienzyme complex. The record is from RefSeq and is a predicted model, not a curated record. Gene Ontology annotation, molecular function: methionine-tRNA ligase activity; ATP binding. NCBI's taxonomy places the organism in Eukaryota, Fungi, Ascomycota, Leotiomycetes, Thelebolales, Thelebolaceae. Gene Ontology annotation, biological process: methionyl-tRNA aminoacylation. The transcript is spliced from 2 exons. Bases 260 to 2254 code for a protein of 664 amino acids.
CGCUGGGGUUUAGAAUUCGCUGAGUUGGUAACUGUAACUGAAAAGGUUCGAGAUUUUGAAAGUUUAAAUCAGCAAGCGUAUAUAACUAUUUUGGUCUAAUGGUCGCAAGAAGCCGAAUUCCUGUCAAUCUCUCAGGAACAUUUGCCCCAAAGGUAGCUUGGGCCGUCAUAGAGGGGCAACCGCCCUUACUACAAAAUCCAGACCCCAUGAAACGUUCGUGCACUGACUCACUGGAAAAUUACCCCACCAAGAAAAUCCGAUGACUAAGCGCGGGAAGGCUGGCGGGCAACUGAACCCCGCGUGUAUUAUAACAUUUCAACAAUCAACACAACAUCAACAACAACGAAACAUGGCCUCAACCACGCCCAUUCUACCUGUCAAGGGCAAGAGGAAUAUUUUAGUGACAUCUGCCUUGCCCUACGUCAACAACAAACCUCAUUUGGGAAAUGUCGUUGGCAGUGUCCUCAGCGCCGAUGUAUACGCCCGAUUCAGCAAACUGAGAGACAGACCAACUCUAUACAUCUGUGGCACUGACGAGUACGGAACAGCCACUGAGACGAAGGCUUUAGAGACGGGCCAAACCCCGAAGGAGCUCUGCGAUGAAUUCCACAAGGUCCACAAGGAUAUUUACGACUGGUUCGAGGUCGGAUUUGAUUACUUUGGUCGAACUACCACCGAUCAGCAGACCAAGAUUGCCCAGGAUAUCUUCGUGAAACUUCAUAAGAAUGGAUACCUGGAGGAGCGGACAACUACACAGCCCUAUUGCGAAAAGCACGAGUCCUUCCUCUCGGAUCGCUUCGUGGAGGGCACAUGCCCGAAGUGCCAGUACGACGAUGCCCGCGGCGACCAAUGCGACAAGUGCGGAAGCCUCCUAGAUCCCUUUGAGCUCAUCAACCCACGCUGCAAGGUCGACGGAGCCUCCCCGGUCCAGCGCGACACAACGCACAUGUUUAUUCGCCUUGACAAGCUCCAACCAACGAUCGAGAGUUGGUUCACAAAGUCCAGCCAGGAGGGUGGAUGGCCCCAGAACGGAAUCAGUAUCACCAAGUCGUGGUUUGACAAGGGAUUGGAAGGGCGCAGCAUUACUCGGGAUCUUAAAUGGGGCACGCCCGUGCCGAUCCCUGGCUACGAGAAUAAGGUCAUGUACGUAUGGUUCGACGCUUGUAUCGGGUAUCCUUCCAUUACAGCGUCCUACACAGACGAGUGGGAGCAAUGGUGGCGCAACCCAGAAGAUGUAGAGCUCUUCCAGUUUAUGGGCAAGGACAACGUUCCUUUCCACACUGUUAUUUUCCCAGGCAGCCAAAUUGGCACGGGAGACAAGUGGACACAGCUCAAUCACCUUUCUACUACAGAGUAUUUGAACUAUGAAGGUGGAAAAUUCUCGAAGUCCAGAGGUGUUGGUGUUUUCGGCGACACUGCGAAGGAUACCGGAAUUCCUGCAUCCGUGUGGCGUUACUAUCUGAUGGCGAACCGACCAGAGACCAGUGACACCCAAUUCGAAUGGAAGGCGUUCAUUGCAGCAAACAACAGCGAGCUGCUCAACAACUUUGGAAACUUUGUCAAUCGUCUUGUCAAAUUUGUAAACGCAAAGUGCGACGGUGUCGUUCCGGAAUUUUCUGCAUCCUAUACCGACGAGACCUUUGACUUCCCAGCAUUCAUUGAAAGCGUCAAUGUCCACCUUAGAGAGUACAUUGCGGAUAUGGAGGCUGUUAGAAUUCGCGCUGGACUCAAGAAGUUUAUGGAAAUCUCAGCAUUGGGCAACAACCUCUUGGCUGGCCGUCUUGAUAAUGCCAACUUGACUGGAAGCCCUGAGAGGACACACACUAUCAUUGGUCUGGCUCUCAACCUUGCAUACCUCCUUGCCUCCAUUUCAUCGCCAUUUAUGCCAUCUACUGGAGCCUCCAUUGUCAAGCAGCUCCAAGUGCCCCUACUAUCAAUUACCGACAAGUGGAACCCAGAGGCUCUCAAGGGCGGCCACAAGAUCGGCAAGGCCGAGUAUCUGUUCACCAGGAUUGAUGAUAAGAAGGAGGCCGAGUGGAGGACCAAGUACGGUGGCACCCAGGCCUCUAGGAUUGCUGAGGAAGAGGCUAAGGCCAAGAAGGCUGCUGACAAGGCCAGAGAUAAGGAGAGGAAGAAGGCAAAGAAGGAGGCUGCUAAGGCUGCAGCUCCUGCCGAGGGGGGGCUUAAGACCGAGCUUCCUCUUCGCGGUGUUGCCGCCGAGGAACAGGCACCCCCACCAGCGGCAGCUCCAUGAUUCGAAUGCCAUGACGAAUAAUGACGAUGCACUGUCGGCGGCGUUGGGAUGGUUUAACGAGCGGCGGAGGGGGACAUAGCAAAGUUGUGUACCAUUUGUUUUGUGAGACUGAGGUGGUAGCGAGGCUCCUUUUCAACAUGAGAAGCUAGAUCUGAUUGUGAAGCUCCAUAGCCUAAAUUUACAGUGUCUUUUAAGUACAGUUCCUGGUUCGGGAGAUUCUCGUAAUGCCCAACCACCCUAUCCAACGCCUAGCCACCCUAAUACUGUACAUCUAUGUUUUACAUUACUCUAUACAAGACCAAUCGUCUUCGCGGCUCU